UUAUUUUUCAAUUGAAUAUAAUUGACUACCUAAUUGAGUGACACCUAUGCAUUGGGGCCUCUUUUAAUUAAUACAAAAUUGAGGUUACAUCUUUUCAAAUGUUCCUCAAUUAAUAUAUAAGGGAUAUCAUUAAAAUUAAGUAUUUUCCAAAAUAAAACAAUUUUUUUAUAUUAGUCUUUGCUUAUUCUUAUAUAUUUACUUCUACAAAAUAUACUUCAAUUACACAAGUUUUUUUAUAAAGUUGAAGCUUACUUUAUAUAAACUUACGUGCACAAUUUUGUUCAGUAUUUUAUUAUAUAAUAUAUAAUAUUUGUUACUAUGAUUUUUAACUUUCUAAUAUCUAUAAAUUAAAAGUUUUAGGGUCCGAUUGGUAAUGGUUGUAGCUUUAAAAAUUUUGUUGUAGAAAAAAAUCUUUAGACUUUUUGAUGUGGCUUUAGAUUUUAUUUCUGUAAAAUUUUAUUGAAAGCUCCAAAAUAUUGCUUUGGAUUUUUGGCUCUACAGAGCACUUGUACAGCACUGUUUUGAAAUUUUUAUUAAAGCUUGAUUGAUGUGAAUUUAGUGAUGUAGAACUAAGCAGAGCUGUGGACAGCACCUACAUCUACUACCAAUCACAACCUUAAUCUAUUUUAUUUCAUUCACCCUGUGCAGGGCGCAGGUUACCACCUAGUAUAAUGGGAUUAUUGGUAAGUGAAUUCUAAUGAAUUUUGAAAAUUUUAAUAAUCCAUUGUUAUUAGUUCUUAGAUUUCAAAAAUCUUAGUAGAAUCCAUUGUUAUUGGUUUAAUUCAAAAUCCAUUCGAAUCACUUGUUAUUCAAAAAGUUUAGUUAUUAUUGAUUUUCUAAUUCUAACUAAAUCUAGUGUUAUUGGGAGAUGAAUUCUAUUCUUUUUUACUCAUAAGACUCAACUUUCAAAAUAUCAUAUGUAUCCAUGUGAUUUUCAAAAUCCUUAUGAUAAAAAACUAGAAAACAAAAUAAUUAUUCUUACCAAAUAUCUAUUGCACCUUAAAUCCAAAUUAUAUGUUCAAAACUAUAAUUCAUUAUAUUUAUAUACUUUUACAAUUUUAAAUAUUAAUUAUUUUUUAAAAAUAUUAUAUUUGAAAUUCACAAACUCUAUACAAAUUCAUCUCCCAAUAACCCCCUAAGGGUGUAGUAUUGGAAUUAUAUUCUUAUUUGAAUGCAUUUCUCCUAAUUUUCCCUUAUAUUUAUUUAUUUUUCCUUUUUGGUGAAAAGUAUCUUAAACACUGAAAAGGAAAAUUUCCCGAAAUUUAUGUUUACGAAUUGAUUUGUUUCCUUUUUCUGAACAUCAUCUUUGUUUUUUUUAGCUUUGAUGUCAUAUUGAUUCCAAAGUUAAUAUUAUUAUAGGGUUCUUCUCCCCCUUGCUCUCGAUUAAUAUAACUGGUGCGUAUGUGGAUAUAUUGAUUAAUUUGCGUUUGAUCAUAAUUCUGACUUUGUUAUUUUAUUAUUUUUUGGUUUUGGAUUACUGGAAAGACCUCUGAGAUGGAAUCAAAGUCCACUUAUGGUGCUAUCCGUCGCGAUCCUCGAUUGGUGAGAUAUUACCCAUACACUACAGGGAGCAGCUCUGCUGUGAAAGAGGAGAUGAAAAAGGAGGUUAUACAACUAGGGGUCAAGCUUUCUGUCUCCGUCGUUGAAUCAAUGUUCUUACUUUGUGAUGAUAUCCGGACUAUGCUGUUCUUCUGCUAUAGGUUAUGGAGAGGUUAUAAUCCGCGCCCCUAUCCCGUAUUAGAAAGGCUGCUUCGUGUUAUGCACUGUGUCUACUUAAGAGAUAUCAAACCUAAGAAAAGAGUGUUUAAGAAUUAUGGUCAAUCCGUCCAAUGGAGACUGAUCAGUACCACUUGGGAGGAUUUUGAUAACGGAGUCAUGGUUAUGCAUAGGCUUGUUAGGAUUCUCAGAAGAAAAGGUCGGUCUUACGAUGAUCGACUUUUAUUUUCGGCUAUUGAAAAAUACAAGCAAGUGUUGAAGAGGCUAGAUGAUAAACUGAGGUCUAAAAAGAAUGUUUCGGAGAAGAAUGGGUUUAUGAGGGAGACCAUAGAGCCUAACAUUUAUGACUUGUGGAAGUCUAUCUUUGAUGAAGAAGCUAAAGAAACAACAUAUACUCUGAAGGAGAUAAGGAAUAGCAUUAUUAGCGGCAUCUUUGAUCCUAUUUCAGGCAAACCAAUCCAUAGAAAGAUAAGGGCACUGCCCUCACAUACUCCUUAUAUUUUGGGGAUUGAUUUUCCAAAGCAAGAAAUGAAAGAGGAGGUUGUGAAACUAGGAAUUGAGCUCUCUCUACUUGUGGCUCAAUCGAUGUUCUUCAUGCGUGAUGAUGACUAUCGCAGUACGUUGUGGUUCUACCUUAAGUUAUGGAUAGAUGCAACAAAGGACCGUGAUCAGGGUAGUCCUGUGGCGGAAAGAGUGCUUUAUGUUAACUAUGAUAUCAAACCUAAGGAUAAAGAAUUUGAGAAUGAUGAUGUCAGAUGGGUCCAAUCGAAAGUGAUCAGAACUACUAGGAAGGAUUUUGCGGCAGGAAUCAGAGAUCUAGAUCGCCUUGUUACAAUUCUUAGAGGAGAAGGAAGCUAUUCAGAUGGCCGAGAGAUUACAUCUAGAAUUGAAGAAGCGCUGAAGAGGAUAGAGGACAAGUUGAGGUGUACCAAAAAAAAUUCAGAGGAGAAUGGGUUUGCCAGGGAAGCGAUGGAGUCUAACAUUUUGGAGGUGUGGAGGUCUCUCUUUGACAAAAACGCGAAGGAAGCAUGGAAACCUAGAGUGAUGAGGAGGAUCGUGUCUCUCACCGACAUAUGUAAACCUUUAUUAGAAAAGACAUUAUAAGAACAUUAGGUUACACUACUAGUUUAUUCUUUGCUUCUAUCUUUUAAUUUAUGCAAUAGAUGAAAUCUGAAAUAUAUACUUCUUUACCGUUAUUUUAGUUUCAAAGCUUUUGUUGAAAUUAGGUAGAAAAACAUAUAAGGAACCAGCACAACUAUAAUUUAUUCUUGGCUUUUUCUACCUAAUAUCGCCUUUCCUACUGUUUUUGUAAGUGGUAAGCUUGUGGGUUUGACCAACCAAGUCAUGUGGCUUCACCCAAGUGGCUAUCUAGUUCCUUGAUCAGUCAUAAGGCUGAGCAAUCGGUGUCCCAAUCGGGUUUCGGUUCGGAUUCAUUCGGGUUUCGAUUUUUCGGGUUCAUUAAUUUCAAAUUUAUUCGGAUAUUAUAAAAGUUUUGGUUUGAUUCGGUUCGGAUUUAGUCAGGUUUGGUUCGGAUUAGUUACAUGUCAAUGAUCCGACUGAACCCGAAAUAGUUUUGGUUUUAGAUAUAUUUGGUUAUCAAUUCCAAAAAUAUAUUAUUUGUACUUGAUUAAACUCAAUAUAUCUCCAAUAAUUUCUAUCAAUUUGUUUACAUGACUUUCUUAAACUAUAUUGUUUCCUUUCAAAAUAGCUUUGGGAGACUCGUCCAUACGAGACUCUUCGAACUAUAUGUAACAACAUUAGAUAUUCAUAACAAACCAAAGCUUUGUACGAACAAAAUCAUACAUAAUAAAAUGUAAGUAAAUUAAAAUACAAGUAACAACUCUAUAAACCUAAGAAACACUAUUUAAAAUUUCUUUUAAAAAAUUGUUUAAAUUUGAGAAGCAAACUUAUUCAUAAUUAAAUUUCAAAUGCAAUUGUCAAAAUAUAAAAACAUUAAUAUUAACCAAAUACAAAAAUAUAUACUAAACUAAGUAUUGGGGUCAAUUAUUCAUGUAAUAGAUAAUCAUUUGAGAUGUUCAACAAUCUUUUAGUGUAUUUUUGAUACACGUUAGAAAUUGAAAUCAUGUAUGGUACAAUUUUUUUUUUGGAUUUUGAAUUUUUCGAGUUCUAUCAGAUAUCCACUUAUGUUUGGGUUCGAUUCGGAUAAAAUCCAUAACCUGAAAUAUCAGAAAAUAAGAUCCAUUCGGUAUUUCUGUCGGGUUCGGAUUGGUUUGGAUUUAUUUAUAUCGGAUCUGGUUUGGUUUAUUUGUCCAACCUAUAAUCAGUCAUUUUAUAACUAGAAAAUGAAUAUAGAUCCUUGGGAAAAGAUGAUUGGCGUGUGGAUUAGAUAGUAGAUAAAGAUCACACGAAAAUGUGUUUCAUGUUUUUAAUUAAUAUGUUAGCUUAUGUUUGUGUUUUGUUUGGGUCAAUGUCUGAGAAACGAAUUAGCUAAUUUCCGGCGUUAAGUAAAAACACCAGUGGAUGGAUGAUGUACUGUAACGGAGAACAGUAAUAUUUUUUUUAAUAGAUAUAUCGUUAUAUCUAUCUAUCUAUCAAUUACAAUAUGAGCUAUAGAAUGCAUCAAGACCCUUGAUUUUUCAGACGUAAUUUUUGCAACAGACUGUUCUCAAUUGGUGAAGAUGGUGUCCUCACCAGACGAAUGACCAGCUUUUGCUACACACAUGGAGGAGUUUCGACGCAUUAAGUGUUUUUUCCCUUCUUUCAAGAUUCGACAUAUACCAAGAGCAACUAAUCUAGUGGCGGACAAGCUUGCACGAGGUACUCGGAGUUCCCCUUCAGCUGUGUCUUAUGUUGAUUCUACCCCACCGGUUUGGUUUUCCGAACCGGUAGGUUUCUUAUCAUAGUUUAGUUAUUGUUGUCAAAAAAAAAUCUAUCAAUUACAAUAAAGUAGACUUUUCUCUCCUUGGAGGGUUUUAUGACCCUUCUUCCCGUCCGACCUAGGUUUCAGAGAUCACACCCGGCGGUCACCUUUCCGUAACGCCUGCCGGCCGCAUUGAUACCUUCUUUAGAGCUUGACUGGUUUCCCCGCUACCACCCACAAACGCAGCUUUUGCGGUUGGUAGCGGUUGACAGCGUUUCGAAACAAUCAUACAAACCGCUACAAAUCGCUUCAAACCGCUCUGAACCUCUUAAAAUCAAAAGCUGGUUCCAGCUAGCGUUUGCGGUUGCGGACGGUUGCGGGAGGAUAAUUUUUUUUCUUUUAAAAAAAAACCAUAUAAAUACAAAAAUAAAAA
Brassica rapa (field mustard) is the source of this 4970-nucleotide messenger RNA. RefSeq lists its product as uncharacterized. The record is from RefSeq and is a predicted model, not a curated record. NCBI's taxonomy places the organism in Eukaryota, Viridiplantae, Streptophyta, Magnoliopsida, Brassicales, Brassicaceae.